GGGAGGGGCCGCCCUGUCACAGGUGCGGAUGCGGCCGGAGAGCGUCCCUUCCUGGGGGGGGCGGGCACCGGGCGUCUCCGCGCCGCUUCGGUCCACCUCGCCCCGAACCACGCCCAGAGUUUGGGCUAGUAGCAAUGGGGUGGGGGGAAGAAGAAGCAAUCUAAGAGUUAUUACCGUUAGCAGCGAAGUCAGCGACUAACGUCGAAGACAGAGAUUGCGUUUCCCUUCACUUCCGCCCCGUAGCCCCGGGAACCGGAAAUCCGGCUGCCCCGGGUCACGUGCUCAGCCGCCAUAUCAGCUCGGCUGGCUGCUGCGGCCGGGAGGGGGUGUGCUAGUGACGCUACUCUGGGCGUGGUUUUCAUUCUCGGGGAAGGGUCCGUGGAGUUUGAGGGGAGGUGGCGGAGAUGGCGGCCUCGGCGUGGGAAGAUGGCGCCCGCGGCCAAAAGCAAGGGCGGCGGGGCUGCGAGCACUAUGACAGAGGAUGUCUCCUGAAGGCACCUUGCUGUGACAAACUUUAUACUUGUCGGUUGUGUCAUGAUAACAAUGAAGAUCAUCAGCUAGAUCGCUUUAAAGUAACGGAAGUGCAGUGCAUAAAGUGUGAAAAAAUUCAACACGCCCAACAGACUUGCGAAGAAUGUAGCACAUUGUUUGGGGAAUAUUAUUGCAGUAUAUGCCAUCUCUUUGACAAAGACAAGAAGCAGUAUCAUUGUGAAAACUGUGGAAUUUGUAGGAUUGGUCCAAAGGAAGACUUUUUCCAUUGUUUGAAAUGUAACUUAUGCCUAGCUAUGAAUCUCCAAGGAAAGCACAAGUGUAUUGAAAAUGUUUCCCGGCAGAAUUGUCCAAUAUGUUUGGAGGACAUUCACACAUCCCGUGUUGUUGCUCAUGUCUUGCCAUGUGGACAUCUUUUACAUAGAACGUGUUAUGAAGAAAUGUUGAAAGAAGGCUACAGAUGUCCAUUAUGUAUGCACUCUGCUUUAGAUAUGACUCGGUACUGGAGACAGCUGGAUGAUGAGGUAGCACAGACUCCUAUGCCAUCAGAGUAUCAGAACAUGACUGUGGAUAUUCUCUGCAAUGAUUGCAAUGGGAGAUCUACAGUCCAGUUCCAUAUAUUAGGCAUGAAAUGUAAUAUUUGUGAUUCCUACAAUACUGCUCAAGCUGGAGGAUGUAGAAUUUCACUAGAUCAGCAAUGACCAGCGUAUACUACACUGGAAAACUCAGCAUUUUCUGAUCUAGAAAAAGGCUAUCUUUAGUAUUCUGUUGUCAUAAUGUGUCCGAAACUAUGCAUUAGAGUUGAUGUGUUUUGUACUAGUGUCACAGCAUAAAAUCAUAUUACAUGUACUUAAGGAUUCAGGGUCUCUUUAUAGAAUUAUCAUAGCUUUAUAUUGGAUGAAAGCCACUGUGCUUGUGUUUUGAUUGGAAAUUCCUUUAGUGUCAGUUGUUUGGAAGCCAAUGAUGUUUGCCGCUGAAAUUCACAUCCAUAGAGGUAUAUUAUACUUCCAUGGGACUUUGCUUUAAGUGACACUAUGCACGAAGAGUUCAUUUCUAGUUCUUGAUAGAACUGCACUUAUUUCUCAGUAUUAUUCUUGACUUUUUAAGGGCUGUGCUAUAAUGAGAAUAUGUUCUGUCUUACUGUUGAAAUCUUACUACACAUACUUUAGAAUUUUCUAAGACAGUCCUUUGGAUCCUGUAAAUGUGAAUUUUGAUGUAAUAACUGUUAAUAAAAUUAUAUUGAAACAGUGUUUUAU
Molecule: messenger RNA, 1745 nt
Organism: Odobenus rosmarus divergens (Pacific walrus)
Lineage: Eukaryota; Metazoa; Chordata; Mammalia; Carnivora; Odobenidae
Gene: RCHY1
Product: ring finger and CHY zinc finger domain containing 1, E3 ubiquitin protein ligase
Exons: 9
Coding region: 405-1190 (261 amino acids)
Biological process (GO): ubiquitin-dependent protein catabolic process; protein ubiquitination
Cellular component (GO): nucleus
Molecular function (GO): ubiquitin protein ligase activity; zinc ion binding
Source: RefSeq, a predicted model, not a curated record